CUGACCUGUCACUUUUCACCUGUGGCUUCUACCGAGCUGUCGAAUACAAUGGAACAUGCCGCUGAGGCAGGCUCUCGCAUUAGCCCAUCUGGGCACGGCAGUGCACAGCCCGUCAUUCUGCUGCGCUGUAGGCGUUCGCCUGCAUAUUCGCUUGUCGUGCAUUUGCCUUGGUCAGCUUGCUCUGCCCUCCCCAAGCGACAUCACCGUGACCUGGAGCUGGCAGCACCGUGGCACGAUGGCAAAGGGUUCAUAGUGCAUCCAUGACUCGCUAUUGCAUCUGCUAUGGGACGCACGCAUUUCGUGCAGCUAGGCUUGGGCUUUCAAGGACGAGCCUGCUUCUCCACGACGGCUGCUAAACGGCCACCAACUUGCGCUAUCCGUAUCCUGGCCCUGUAUUCUUCAACACCUUGGCGAGCUUGAUGAUGAACAUGCAUGACAUGCCGGGUGUAUUACAGAUGUAGGGCACGCGGCUGAGCACCAGGAGAUCAGCGCCUGAAGGUGAUACGGUUUGGAGCACAGCUUCGCAGCUCAAAAACGCUGUCGUCGCUGGACCGGCCUUCGGAUCCUGUGCACGAUACUUCGAUUCAUUCACGCAUCCAUCCAUUUGCUACACCAGCAGCUCCGCCAAUGCUGCGGACACGAACUGCAACACGAGUGGCCAAGUCGUGACGAAUGUGAUGAAUCACCCAGCAUCCAACAUCAGCGGGCGUUGUUAGCUUGAUGCGGAUCCCUUACUCUUGCUACUCUAUCUGGCUGCACCGGCGCAAUCUUCAGCAUGCCGUUGCUAAUUUCCCGCCCGCGACCCACAAGUAACGCGAACGCAGCUCUACAAGCCCCAUGGGUUGUCUGGAGAAAAGGUACAACAAAGUCGGACGAUAUGAUGGAUUCAAGGCCCUGGCGCCAUUCAGCCCGGCCAAUCAUCCCCUCGGAGAUAUUCCGUGUAGCCCAGCAGUUUAGGCAGCAUCUUUACCACCGAAUUGGCCAAAAUUGCUCAAAAGGGAGAUAAAAAGACGCGAGAAUCACAAAUUCUUCCCGUAGCUAAGCUCUGGCCAAGGAGCGAGGUGGUUCCGAGACAUUCAGCCACAGGCUACCAAGAGCUGGAAGAGGAUCGACAAGUGUCAAAGAACCCGUUCAUCUUGUCCUUGAUUUGGCCUGGUACAGAAGGGCCCGGCUAGCUUGCAAGUCAUUUCUGAGACAUGCGACAUUCGCCUCUUCACCUUGACUAUGGCUGUCUUGCCGCAUGCUGCCCGCAAAUCUGCUGCACGCAGUAUCGUGCGAUCCUUGUUAGGGUCGUUGGCUGCGACCUGGCAGCGUUCGCGUAACGCUCUUGAAGGAGUUAGUACCAGUGACCCCUGCGUUUACGGCUGCCGGCGACAUCUUAACGGGGACGCCAACACAUCAUCCGUGAUUUUGCCAGCAUCUAGAUGAAAGCACGUAGAGCUCGGGCCAAUUCGAGGCCAAGGUGAAGAAGCCCUGCGGUCGUCUGCUCUUUGCCUGUAUUCGGCGUCUCUCCAGCAUGACAGUCACUCAAAUGAUGGGAGCUAUUGCGUUCACUGCUCAUCAUUCGAACAAGGCACUAUACAUGGGAACGCGCCCAGCUAACAAAACGAGAAUCCCAUGCAGACAGGUGUGGGUUAUUGGCAAGCCUUCCAGUUCGAUGUUUCUCCUAUUUUUGUGACCUCACACGUGCUAAACGCCGUGGCUGCCUCCAUACCUCUCCACCUGCACGAGGAGACAAGGCGUGCGACAUGCCAGUGGGUUCCCCGGUGGGCAAGGUAUCAGAACACAACAGGCGCGGGCUUCUCCGGAUGUUUUGACGAAGCCCGUACUGAACGGCAAAUCCCUUGCGUUACACUUGUCCGAGCAUACCAAUGCUUUUCUUCGUUGAACAAGGAUUGUAGAAGCGCCGCAAAUUCUAACCUUUUGUGCCUGUGCCUUGGCGCACAAACACACUGCAGCCGCAGCUGGCUAGCUGUCGUUUUUUUUUCAACGGACGCCUGUUUGCUGACACGCUAGUCGCCAGGCUAGUUCACAUGGUGGCAAGGCCAGCCAGAACUGAGUGGAGCGAUAUCGAACGGCUCGGGCCUUACUGGAAGCUAGACGGAACACAGAAGGUGGUGCGGAGGGAUCCACGCGUGCGCAGACAAAUGAAUCAAUUGCGCUCGGCGUUUCCAAGUAUUACAGGUGGAGAUUGGGACAAGGGCCCUUUGGUAGGAGCUUUUGCUCAGCAUUAGGAUUCUUUUCUCGCUCGGUUAGCGGCAGCCGCCUCUUUGGGGGUCUCCAAGAUGGCGUUGAUGACAGGGCAAUGGAAGCACGGCAGACUGGUUGUUUCUUUGUGCGGCAAAGGGGAGGCUUUGAUGGUGCAAGGCACGCGUGCUUCUGUAUCAUCAAGGACCCUGCCGCGCACGCAAACUUGGCUGAGCCAGUGGCGUAGCAAAGAACGGCGAGGCGACCCAAGGCAUCGCCCUCCGAAGGCCGACAGGACGCCAGGGCUGGGUCGCAGGCUGCUGUACAGCAAUACUUGUAAAGUUUACAGGUCGCUCGGCGAGCAAUAAGAAUGGAGUGGCAUGUUGCGGGCCCACCACAUUGCGAGGACCCAGGCGCCACAUGUUCCACUUCUCAACGGCGGCGGCGAUUUCAGGACGAAAUGGAGGGUGAAAGAGUGACAGAAGGGCCAAGGGUGUAUUGAUGCAACCCACACGCGCCGGGCGCUGGCUAUUUUGCCUCGAGGUCUGGUGGUCUAAUGGAUCGAACCAAAGUAGCCUGCGCUUUCCGGUCUUAUUUCCUCUCUCCACCGUUGACGAGACUCGUCAUAAGCAAUCAAUCUCAGCCGGCUUCGACCCUUUCUUCUCAAUUUCUUCCUUUCCGCCUCAAGCGCCUUCAAAUCCCCCCUCUCCGAUUUCCGAGCCUGUGUAACAUUCCCUAUUUUGCUGUUCCGAUCUUCUUCACCCUCACCUCACCUUGGAUUGGACUACUGCAAGGGUUCACUAUACUCUCACCACCCACGCAACGCUCCAGUCGACGCUGUAGAGCCACACCAACUAUUUAUUACCACAAAUAUCCCACAAACCUUUCUCGCUGCUGCAUCUCUCCAGACAUUCUUUUACUCCAUUGAUCUUUUCUCUCGGCACUGAAAGCCAACGUCAAAGAACGAAACACCGGGCCGAACGACCCUUGAACACUUCCCCCGUCGGCCGAUCUGCUUCUGCACCGGCCCAAAUAAUUCCUGCUACGCAUCCCGGACAGUGAUUGCUUCCAUUCGAGCACAGCCCACUGUUUUCAAGCUCUCGAAAAGGUUUCGGAAGAGAAAUCGCAUUGUCAAGAAGCAAACAGAGUCAGACCAGGUAACGACACCCUUGACUCGACCACGGGCUGACCGAGACUCUUUUCUCCACGACUCGGAACAGAUAUCCAGCAUCCCCAACUACUAUCAUCUCCUUACACUCACUUAACCCUGCAAGAGCCUCCCCUAAAACAUUCCAAGCAUAGGAAGCAGUUCUCCAUAUCUAAUCUACCGACCGUCUCAAGCUUCCGCCAACCCUUCUUCUCCUGACAACAAGGGUUAUCUGCACGGUGCGGCCCGCAGUUGGUGUAAGAUCCCCACAUUGGGCAAGGAAGUUGGAACAAAAGAACUUUGCUCUCCGACAUUUGCUUUCUUGUUCGGCAAAUCGAACGUUAGCUAUAUAAUCUCUCUGGCUUUACUUAAAUCCCAGACCGCUCGCCAUAUCGUUGCUGACCUACAACAUCUCGCUAACCCUUUGCUUCUAACCUCAUACACCAUGGCAUACGACUCGUUCCCCGUUGUCUGCAGGAACAAUAUCCUUGAUAUUGGGGGUAGCAUCCUCAGUGACGAUAUUGCACAGCGUUUGAAACGUGCUCUGACCGGCAUUUACAAGCCUGGUGAAAAGCCAAUAUUGCCCGAUGAGUUGCUCUACGAUGGCUUAGGUCUCUUCAUCUGGAACGAAAUCAUCAUGAUUCCUGAAUUCUAUCAAACUCAUGAUGAAAUUGCUAUGUUUGAUAACAACGGCGCCGACAUUGUCAGCCGUAUUCCAGAUAAUGUUACCAUGAUCGAUCUUGGCGCUGGUGACACUCGCAAGGUCCAACAUCUCCUCGCUGCAUUCGAAACCGCUAAGAAGCCCGCUACCUACCUCGCUUUAGACAUCUCCAAGGCAUCAUUGGAGCAAAAUGUUAGCUACCUAGUGUCCAUGCACUCCGACUCAGGGUCUUCCGUGCAGUGUGGCGGCCUCUGGGGCACCUUUGGCGACGGCAUGGCUCACGUCGAGACUAUCCAGUCCCCUCGACUAUUUCUUUCGCUUGGCUCAGUUCUCUGCAACGAUCCCUGGUUUGAAGCUCUUUCUCACCUGCGUAGCUGGGCCCGCCUCAUGCAACCUGACGACUACCUUCUGAUUGGCAUGGACGGCCAUCUCAUGCCCCAAGAUGGGGAGAAAAUUUGGGAUGCAUACCACUCUUGCGAUGACCUCUACAAACAGUUCUUUCUCAAUGGCUUUCGAUUCUCCAACGAGCUUCUUGAGGAAGAAUGGUUCCGCGAAGAGGACUGGGAUCUCCUUGCUGAGAUGGAGGAGCACCCGACCACAAGACACCGAUUCUUCUUCCGCGCCAAGACGGCCGUCACCAUCAAGAGCCUGGACUUGACGUUCGACAAGGGUCAAGAGCUUGAUUGGUUUGACUCUCACAAGUACGGUGAAGAAUCCGUUCGUCUCAUGUGCAGUAAGGCUGGACUUGUGGUCGAGAAAGUGUGGCAGGCUCCUGGAUCGGAGUUCCGACAAUAUCUUGUUCGUAUUCGACAGGGCAAAGACGAUGGCAACGAUGGCGACAGUGCCGUCGCCGGCCUGGACUAACUUUAUCCUCAUCACCGUCACAUCACCGACCAUUGGUUCAUUCAUGAGCCUGGUCUGGGCAUCUGAUUCGUCAGAGUGUGGCAAAAAAAAAAGUGCUUUGUUUCUCGCUUUAUAUUUAUUAUUGCUGCAAAUCCUGGCGGCAAUUUGUACAACUAUGUGAGGCAUAGGACCUCAUAUUCCUUCUCCUGUGCCUUGAGCACGACCAGCUCCCACCACGGUCGCCGGUCGCUCACAUGGGCAGGCAACUUCUCGUCCUUCGGGGUAUCGAUAUCUUUGUCGAGCCAGCUGAUAAUUCGUUUUAAUGCAUCAUAGAGGGGGGGCACGCUCUGUUAAACAGAGUGAAAUGGUUAGCGAUCUGCAUGCUCAGGACAAGGAGCCCACGGUGUUUCAAUUUUUCCAUUUUUUUUCUUAGAUCCAACAGGGAUAGAGUAGACAAAUGAACUGAUUUGACUUAC
[Torrubiella] hemipterigena is the source of this 5314-nucleotide messenger RNA. Lineage: Eukaryota; Fungi; Ascomycota; Sordariomycetes; Hypocreales; Clavicipitaceae. The record is from the annotation of a GenBank genome assembly.